UAGAAAUACAUAGUAUUCAAUAUUAAAUUGAAAUCAAUUUGAAAAAAAAAUCCAUACCAAAAAAAAAAUUUAAUAUAGUAAUAAGGAAUUUUAAAUGCAAAAAAAUUUAUAAUUAUAAAUAUAUUUUUAUGUAAUCAUCUACCUAUACAUACAUAUACAAAUAACUUAAAAAAUAAUACAAUAUUUUUUUUUGAUAAAUCAAAAAUGUAAACCCCAACAAUAUAAUUGUAAAGGGAAAAUUAUUUUAAUGAAAAGAACCUAACCGGAGGAUUAUAAUCAAUAUACAAAGACAUAUAAAAUACAAAGAUUAUAAAUAAAAAUCAUUUGCAUACUUACUAAAUAUUUAAUAAUUUGUAAUACGUCAAAUCCUUGCCCAUUUUUUGUUUGGAUUAUAUUAAAACUAUUUACAUACAUAAUUUAAUAUUUAUAUGAAUUUUAAAUAUUAAAUAAAAAUAUAAGAAAAAAAUUAAAAAUAAAUCAAGAAAAAAAACACAAAAUUCAAAAUGAGUGAGGAACUACCAAUAUUAAAAGCAAUUCUUAAGGGAAAUGUUAAUUAUCAUAAUGCACCUGUGCGAUUUGGUCGUGUACCAAAACGCGAAAAAGCUCGUAUAUUAGCUGCUAUGCAACAAAGUACACAAAAUCGUGGCCAACAAAGACAAUUAGCAACUGAAUUGGAUGAUCAACCGCGUUUAUUAGCAGCUGUAUUACGUGCACAUAUGGAAACAUGUGAAUUUACAAAAGAAAAAGUUGCAGCUAUGCGUCAAAGGGCACGUGAAUGCCCUUCAUAUUCAAUGCCAACAUUAUUGGCAUGUCCAUUAAAUCCAGCACCAGAAUUACAAUCUGAACAAGAAUUUUCAGAACGUUUUGCACAUGUUAUACGUGGUGUUAUUGAUUUUGCUGGUAUGAUACCAGGAUUUCAAUUAUUAAAUCAAGAUGAUAAAUUCACUUUAUUAAAAGCUGGUCUUUUUGAUGCAUUAUUUGUACGUUUGAUAUGUAUGUUUGAUUCAUCAAUAAAUAGUAUAAUUUGUUUGAAUGGACAAGUAAUGCGUCGUGAUGCUAUACAAAAUGGUGCAAAUGCUCGUUUCUUAGUUGAUUCAACAUUUAAUUUUGCAGAACGUAUGAAUUCUAUGAAUUUAAGUGAUGCUGAAAUUGGUUUAUUUUGUGCAAUUGUAUUAAUAACACCAGAUCGCCCUGGUUUACGUAACAUUGAAUUAAUUGAUAAAAUGUAUAGCAGACUAAAGGGUUGCUUACAAACAAUAAUCAAUCAAAAUCGUCCAGAUCAACCAGAUUUUAUGUCUGAAUUAUUAAAAACAUUACCAGAUUUAAGAACUUUAAGUACAUUGCAUACAGAAAAAUUAGUUGUAUUCAGAACAGAACAUAAAGAAUUAUUAAGACAACAAAUGUGGCAAAUGGAAGAUGAUCAACCAUCAAAAAGUCCAGGAUCAUCCGGAAGUAAUUGGGAUGAUAGAGAUCGUAUGAUUGAUGAUAUGGCUAAAUCACCAAUGGGUUCAGUAUCAAGUACUGAAUCAGGUGAUAUUGGAGAAUAUUCGCCUCAACAUCAUCAUCACCAUCAUCACUAUCAUGGACAUAAUCAUCAUCAUCAUGGACAUCAAUCAUCUUUAGCAAGUUCUGCUCCACUAUUGGCAGCUACCUUAUCUGGUACAUGCCCAUUGAGACAUCGUGCAAAUUCUGGUUCAUCGGCUGAAGAUAUCGAUGUUGUUGUUGGCUCACAUGCUCAUUUAACCCAAAAUGGUUUAACAAUAACCCCAGUUGCAAGAUCACAUUCUACAACCUCUUCAACACAUUUAUUGCAUCAUCAUUUAAGUAACGGUGGUCGUUACAGAAAGUUAGAUUCACCAACCGAUUCUGGCAUAGAAAGUGGUAAUGAAAAGGCUGAAUCCACCAAAACUGUAAGCAGUGGUGGUGGAUCAUCAUGCUCAAGCCCAAGAUCAUCUGUUGAUGAUGCUUUGGACGCUGAAGCUGUAGCCCAUGUUACAAAUGGCCAUUCAACAACAGCAGCAGCAGCAACAACAAAUUCAACACCGCAAAGUAAUAAUAAUAGUAAUGCCAGCAAUGGUGCAACGAAACGACAGAUCGUUGAAGAUAUGCCAGUUUUAAAACGUGUAUUACAAGCACCACCAUUAUAUGAUACAAAUUCUCUAAUGGACGAAGCAUACAAACCACAUAAAAAGUUCCGUGCUCUACGCCAUCGGGACUACGAUAGCUCAGAAAAUGAUCCACACACAACAAGUACAACUGGCAAUUCUUGCAAUUCAAGUGGCGCAGCAACUUCAACAACUACACCACCAAUAGUUCAAAUUACACCAGCUGGUCAUUCAACAUCACCAAGUCCAAGCACCAACCAACAAUCAACAACAACAUCAUCUGCUUCGCCAACAACCGUACCCCAAAAUAUACCGUCACCAUCACCAGUGAAUCAGCAACAAAGUCAAUUGCAUAUGCAUCUGACACGAAAUUUAAAUACUACCACCAAUAAUUCUACAUCAAAUAGCAAUAAUUUGAAUAGCAGUAACAGUAAUAGUAAUAAUAACUAUAACCAUCACAAUAACAGUAAUUUAUCAACAACAACACAAUCAACAUCGGCAGCUCCAGCCCUAUCACCGCAAAUACCAACAAAUCAGCAACAACAUUCGUCCUUAUCAAGUACACAUUCAGUACUAGCAAAAAGUUUAAUGGCUGAACCUCGUAUGACACCUGAACAAAUUAAACGUUCAGAUAUUAUACAAAAUUAUAUUAUGCGCGGUAGUAGCAGCAGCCCAAAUCCAAAUGGUUUAAUUGUUGCUCAAACAAAUAAUAAUAGUAAUCCACCAUCUCAAUCAUCACAUAAUCAUCAUCAUCAUCAUUAUCAACCAUCAGCAUCACCAUUAUUAAUUGGUAAUGCACCAACAUCACCAUCAACAACAACUGUAACACUAUCAUCUCCACCACCACCAUCUCAUCAGCAUCAACAACAAUCUUCAGGACAACAGCAACAUACAAUGCGGUGGCAGGGUCAAAGUGUUAUUACAACAACAACCCUACGUCAACAAUCUGUUUCACCGCAUAGUAAUAGUAGCAGUUGUAGUAAUGGUAGUACAACAAAUAGUAGUUACUUUCAAUCACCGCAUUCAACAUCAGUUAGCCCGCCGCGACCAUCACCAUCAGCAACACAUUCACCACGUUUAAUUGAAUUACAAGUUGAUAUUGCUGAUUCCCAGCAACCAUUGAAUUUAUCAAAAAAAUCACCAACACCACCACCACCAUUAUCAGUAACAACAGUAUCAUCAAUACAACAACAGCAACAACAUGUGCAAAAAAUACCAGCUGCAUUAGUAGCGCACAAAUAUCCAUCAGUAUCACCUGAUGUAACAGUUACAGCGGCAACACCAAAUUGCCCACAAGUAACAGUAUCACCGGCACCAUCCCCAGCUACAACAACAACAAUACACAAAGUUUUAUUAGAAGCGUAACAAUUUAAGUUUUGCAAAAAAUAAACAUUUUUUUCAUUACAUAUUUGGUUAGUUUUUAAAAGUAAAAAAAAAAAAAAAACAAAUAGAAAUGAAAGUGAGUAAAUUGGAAUUUUAUAAUAAUUAAAAAUAAUUAUGUAUGUAACUAUUAAGAAGAAUUGUAAAAACAAAAAACAAUGUAGCAGUAUAGGAAAAAAAAAUUUACUUUUAAAUAUAAGAAUUUUUCAAUAAAACAAGUAAAAAAAUUACAAAAAAAAAAAAAAAUUUGAAAAAAUCAAAGAGAAAGAAGAGUGUGUUAUGUAGAUCAUAAAUUCUCUCUUUUAUUAUGUACAUAUGAAGAAUUAACUAAACAACAAAAGGUAAAUGAUGCUAUAGUUUGUAUUUUAUUAUAAAUUUAAAUAUUUUUUUUUUUCUUUUUUUGUGGAAAAAAAAACACACAAACAAUUAAUAUUAUAAAAUAUUUAAAAAAAUUAAUAAAUUAAUAAACAUGGCUUAAGUUUUUUUUUUUUCUUUAUAAAUCAUUUAGAAUUAGCUUUGUUGUUCUACAAUAAUUUUUUUUUUUUUAAUAAUACUUUUAAUUUUUUAAAAUUAAACAAAUUGAAAUUUAAAUUUCAAUUAAUAAUUUUCAAAUAAUCAAAAUUAAAUUUAAUUGUGAGAAAUUUAUUUUAAUUUUCUCACAGAAACUCCAACAUGAAAUUAUUUCUUUUUGCGAUUUUAAUUUCAAAUUCAUAUUACAA
This is a messenger RNA of Condylostylus longicornis, 4204 nucleotides long. RefSeq names its product ecdysone-inducible protein E75-like. The record is from RefSeq and is a predicted model, not a curated record. The transcript has 3 exons. Lineage: Eukaryota; Metazoa; Arthropoda; Insecta; Diptera; Dolichopodidae. Gene Ontology annotation, molecular function: RNA polymerase II cis-regulatory region sequence-specific DNA binding; nuclear receptor activity. Gene Ontology annotation, biological process: cell differentiation; hormone-mediated signaling pathway; negative regulation of transcription by RNA polymerase II. The coding region runs from base 504 to 3470 and encodes 988 amino acids.